Messenger RNA from Tinamus guttatus (white-throated tinamou), 1927 nucleotides. The record is from RefSeq and is a predicted model, not a curated record. Lineage: Eukaryota; Metazoa; Chordata; Aves; Tinamiformes; Tinamidae.
AUGGAGGACACAUUUGUAGGUGUUUACUGUAGGCCAUCUGGUCAGGAAGAGAAAGGCCAUGAGGCCGCCUACAGACAGCUGGAAGUAGCUUCACAAUCUGCAUCUCAUGGAGACUUUAACCACCCUGGUAUCUGCAGGAAAGACAACACAGCUAGGCAAGGACAGUCCUGGAGAUUCCUGGAGAGCACUGGUAACUUUUUGACACAGGUGGUGGAGGAGCCAGAGUCGCUGUAUUCCCUGGCUCUGAAAUGCCUUAUUAGCCUCUCUACGAUCAUCCUGCUUGGCCUCAUCAUCGUGUACCACGCCAGGGAAAUCCAGUUGUUCAUGGUGGACAAUGGAGCAGAUGACUGGAGAAUAGCCAUGACUUAUGAGCGUAUUUUCUUUAUCUGCUUGGAAAUACUGGUGUGUGCUAUACAUCCCAUACCUGGGAACUAUACAUUCACAUGGACAGCCCGGCUCGCCUUUUCUUACGCUCCAUCCACAACAACAGCUGAUGUGGAUAUUAUUUUAUCUAUACCAAUGUUCUUAAGACUAUAUCUCAUUGCCAGAGUUAUGCUGUUGCAUAGCAAACUUUUCACUGAUGCCUCAUCUAGAAGCAUUGGAGCAUUAAAUAAGAUAAACUUCAAUACACGUUUUGUUAUGAAGACUUUAAUGACAAUAUGUCCAGGAACUGUACUGUUGGUUUUUAGUAUCUCAUUAUGGAUAAUUGCUGCAUGGACUGUCCGAGCUUGUGAAAGGUAUCAUGAUCAACAGGAUGUUACUAGCAACUUUCUUGGAGCAAUGUGGUUGAUUUCAAUAACUUUUCUAUCCAUUGGAUAUGGUGACAUGGUACCUAAUACAUACUGUGGGAAAGGAGUCUGUUUACUCACUGGAAUUAUGGGUGCUGGGUGCACUGCACUGGUGGUAGCUGUGGUUGCAAGGAAGUUAGAACUUACCAAAGCUGAAAAACAUGUGCAUAAUUUCAUGAUGGACACCCAGCUAACUAAAAGAGUGAAAAAUGCAGCAGCCAAUGUACUCAGGGAAACAUGGUUAAUUUAUAAAAACACAAAGCUUGUUAAAAAGAUAGACCAUGCAAAAGUAAGGAAGCAUCAACGCAAAUUCCUGCAAGCUAUUCAUCAAGCUCGGAAGUUAAGAAGCGUAAAAAUGGAACAAAGGAAACUGAAUGAUCAAGCCAACACUUUGGUGGACCUGGCAAAGACUCAAAACAUCAUGUACGACAUGAUUUCUGACUUAAAUGAAAGAAGCGAAGACUUUGAGAAGAGAAUUGUCACUCUGGAAACUAAACUGGAAACUUUAAUUGGUAGCAUUCAAGCUCUCCCGGGACUGAUUAGCCAGACAAUCAGCCAACAACAGAGGGAUUUCCUCGAGGCUCAGAUACAAAAUUACGAUAAGCAUGUUGCCUACAGUGCUGAGCGAUCACGGUCUUUGUCAAGAAGAAGGAGAUCCUCCUCCACAGCACCACCAACUUCAUCAGAGAGUAGCUAGAAGAGAAUAAGUUAACCACAAAUAAAGACUUUUUUGCCAUCAUAUGGUCAAUAUUUUAGCUUUUAUUGUAAAGCCCUAUGGUUCUAAUCAGCGUUAUCUGGGUUCUGAUGUCAGAAUCCUGGAAACCUGAACACAAUGUUUUAGGCCAAAAUGAGUGAAAACUCUUUUUUUUUCUUCUUUUUUUUUUCCCCUCUUCCUCCUCUCAGAUGCACAGUGAAUGCACCUAUUAUUGCUAUAUUAGAUUGUUCCUCCUGUAAUUUCACUAACUUUUUAUUCAUGCACUUCAAACAAACUUUACUACUACAGUAUAUAAUAUAAUAAAAAGGUUAAUUUCUGCAUUUACUUGCUUGGUUGCUUGAACUUUAACAGUUAAAAAUAAUGUAAUCAAAAGCAGUAAUACUAAACCUUUAAGAAACAAAAUUCAAGCUUAAUUAUCCCUCAG